UGUAUGGAGAAGAGCAGCCCGAGGAUGACGGGCGGAACCCGGGAGACGCCGGUGAACUCCUCUCCGGCGGUGGCGGCCAACGCGGAGGGCGAGGAGAUCGAGGUUUUGGAAAGCACUGACGUCCUCCCCGUGGCUCCAGAGGACAGGACAAUGAAACAAUCCACUGGCUGCUGUCUGGUGCCCCGAAAGCAUCAGUGCCUGCCCGAGCCUGGAGCUGUCAGGUCAAACCCAGACUGUGGUAGAGAUUGGACCUACUCAUGUCAGAUCAACCUCCACUAUGACCCAGAGAAUUCGGGCUUCAUCAGUACGGAACGGUUCAGGGACCUGCUGGCGACCCACGGCUCCGAGCUUGACCCCCACAAACUGGAAGUCCUAUUGGCCCUUGCGGAUGGCAACGCCGAUGGAAAGAUCUGCUACCAAGACUUUGUCAACCUGAUGAGUAACAAGCGCUCCAACAGUUUCCGGAGAGCCAUUCUGCAGGGGAGCCGGCAGCUAAAAGGCUGCAGUCUCAGAGAUGAGGUUGGCUUGGGGCUGUCUCAACGGCUGGUCCGACACGUCGCCUACGAGACCCUGCCCCGCGAGGUCGACCGCAAGUGGUACUUUGACAGCUAUACCUACUGUCCCCCUCCCUGGCUCAUCCUGGCUAUCACCAUUGCUGAGGUAGCCGUGUUCAUGUACUAUGGGUUCCAACUGGACCGCUUGGUCCUGCAGGUAUCCAGCCCGUCCUUCCUCAAGAGCCCCUUACCUUACCACCCCCAGCUACGAGCCCAGGCCUGGAGGUACCUCAGCUACAUCUUCAUGCACACUGGGAUUGAACACCUGAGCCUGAACAUGGCCAUGCAGCUGCUGGUGGGAGUCCCGCUAGAAAUGGUCCAUGGAGCCCUGCGGAUUGGACUUGUCUACGUGUGUGGUGUGCUGGCAGGGUCUCUGGCGGUGUCUGUCACCGAUAUGACGGCUCCGGUGGUCGGGUCAUCUGGUGGAGUGUACGCUCUGGUCUCGGCACAUUUGGCCAAUGUAGUAAUGAAUUGGUCGGGAAUGAAGUGUCAGUUUAAGUUAUUCCGGAUGGCCAUGGCUCUGGUUUGCAUGAGUGUAGAGUUUGGCCGGGCGGUGUGGCUGCGAUUCUACCCUCCGGCCUUUCCUCCGUGCCCCAAUCCCAGCUUUGUAGCUCACCUGGGAGGGGUGGUGGUUGGUCUGACGCUGGGUGUGGUGGUCCUGCAGAAUUAUGAGCAGCGCCUCCAGGAGCAGUCCCUGUUUUGGAUCUUCUUUUGUGUCUACACCCUGUUUGUGCUCUGUGCUGUCUUCUGGAACAUCUUCGCCUACAGCUUGCUUGACGUGCGACUGCCCCCACCACCAUGACUUGCUUAUUAGAGGCAGACAAAACACUAUAUCCCCUUUAUUCCUCCAUCGAUAGAUGUCUGACCGCCUGGCUGGAUGAGUCACCUUAGCCCUCAUAUCCUGAGGCUCGUCGUGGGGUGAUCAGAGUAAUCUGACAGCCACCCUCCUCCUACAUCCAGCAGGGAUGCACCUGACAUGCAGCAGCCCUUGCUGUCGGUCUGCCCACCUGCUACCUUUCCGGGUAAAGCCUUACCAUUGUUCCCGCUUACCAUGCAAGCUAACCUCCACCUGCUCUUUGUCUACAUCUCUGUUGGACGUUUGUCUCAAGAGUAUCAGCCAGUGGGACAUUUGUUGACAACACUGUGUUGACAAAUGAGAAGCCUCGGAUCGAACACAGCAGGAACAGCCCUGUCCACAUGGCUUAACCUUCUCUGCCUCUUCCUCCUCAAUCCAACGGUGCCUUCUCAUAGAGACGUCAGCCUGAUGAAAGUAUUUCUGCAUAGUUGCCUCUUGUCUAGAGUGACAGCAGUAAAAUCCUGCAGCAUAAACUGUUUUCAGACAGAGAUGUUCCUGAAAAUCCUGUAAUCUACCUGCACCCUCAUCAUCAGUAAAUGAAGAUUAAGGUCAGAAUUUAAGCUUAGUUGGUGUUUUGUCAUCAUUACAAGCAGCUCAUACGCACGAGAGGUUUAGAUCAACCAGACAGCAGGAUAUAGAGAGCAUGUAGUGUAUCAUGAAUUUACCUUUGAAGGAAAGUGUGGGUUACUAUUCAGUGUUGCCUUUAGCAUUUGGCACUUCCCCAGAGAAGGAUUCAUUUGUGUUCAGCGCUAUUUGAACCUCAAACUUGUGUCUUUGACUUUUUGUGUGUGCAAGGAGUGCAACAGUUGUACCAUUGAUAAAAAAGAAGCAGAAGUGCCAUUCAGACUUUAAGCUUUCAAAAAUGAUGCCAAAACAUUGCUACAAGCACCAGAGGAAGAGCACAUCCCCUCACAAGAAUUGCUUUUGUGUAAGAAAAAUUAAUCUAAUUUUGUCUGUAAGGAGUCGUUGAAAUAUAACAGAAACUGUUGGAACAACUGAGAAAUGCAGUCAAAUUCUGGUCAUUUUGUUGUCCCCUCUGGGCAUUUGCAGUGAUUUUUGCGAUGGUUGAAAAUUGCGAAGAAGUGACAGAAGUUUAUUUAUUGAUUGGCGAGGUGGUGAAUUAAGGAAAGUGGGAUUAGACUAAUUCACAGAUGAAAACAUUCACUGAUGGGGACAGAUGGGCCAUUCAGAAUAAAUCUACUCUUUUUUUCUCAUUACCAAACAUAGAAGAGCACACAUGCCUGACCUCGACUACAUCCGGGCCGGGGUCAUUUCACUCUCAUAUUUGGAGGUAGUGGGGGAAAGAAGUAAAUCAAUGCUCUCUCAUUAGUUCCUGUCACAACCGAAGUUGUUAAUUGAUUGAACUGUGAUAGAAAACGACCCCAGCCCUAAGCUGAAUCUGAAUCUGUACUGUACUUUAACCUCGUGUUACACUGGUAACUGCUUCGCGCAAACAUUAUUAUAAUUAUAAUACAUUAAUUAUAGUAAUUAUACACAGAUUAAUAUUUUAAUAUGCAUUUGCUGUCAAUUUCUUUUUUUACUUGGUGAUAUUGGUAUGUUGUGCAAAUUGUUUGGUCGGUCUGCAUUGUGAUAUGUUAGCUAUAUUCUGUAUGUAUCCUAUUUAAAAAUUGGUAAAAAAUGGUCUGGGAUUGUAUAUAAUAAGGGCUAUGAUAGAAAACUGAGUGAGGGGUAAAUCACUGAUAAUAUUUUAACAUUGUGCAUAUUUUGUAGAUUUGAUAUGUACAUACUGGAGUACAUUAAACAGUUUUAUACAGAAACAAAA
Siniperca chuatsi (mandarin fish) is the source of this 3193-nucleotide messenger RNA. RefSeq names its product rhomboid, veinlet-like 3 (Drosophila) (gene rhbdl3). Gene Ontology annotation, cellular component: membrane. The record is from RefSeq and is a predicted model, not a curated record. The transcript is spliced from 9 exons. Gene Ontology annotation, molecular function: serine-type endopeptidase activity; calcium ion binding. Lineage: Eukaryota; Metazoa; Chordata; Actinopteri; Centrarchiformes; Sinipercidae. Bases 4 to 1356 code for a protein of 450 amino acids.